CCCUUUAUAAUUUAAAUGUAAACUAUACGCAUGCGCAUUUUGCGUAUCUGUUACUGUCGUCUGCACCCUAUGUUUGAUUCAUUAAAAUUAAGUUUUCAGUUAUCAUAAAUAUAAUCAAUUAGAACCCUUCGCAUCGAAGUUUUUUAUAAGAGAAUAUAUAUUAUUAAAAUUUUGUAAAAGUAGUGUCGAUCUUAGAGGAAGCCAUAAGUGACUGUUCUGAUUGACAUUUUAAAGUGAGGUUAAAAUGAGAAUUUUUAUAAACAUUUUUAAAUUGUUCGUUGCGUUUCUCUCCAACUACGCACGUGGUCUAUUUUAUAUCGUAACUACAAUUUUAAUUUUGUGUUAUUGUUUACAUCCGGCGAGAUUCGCUUCGCAUUAUACAUUCAUAAAAACUGAAGAUAUUAAUCAUGAAAUGGAAAGAUCAUAUCCACCAAGAGAUAACUCUUGUACCAUUCCAAUAAGUAAUGAACGAUCUUCUCAGUUACUAUAUCCAAGGUAUUAUAUUCAAGAAGAUCCAGUUGCCAUAGCUCGUCGUUUGGGAAUCCUUCCUGGAGGACAAUGGAAACCAUUGAAUUGUUAUCCUCUUUUCAACGUUGCUAUUAUCUUACCAUAUCGCAAUCGACAAAGGCAGCUUACCAUCUUUAUGAAUUACAUACAUCCUUUCUUACAGGCACAAAAUCUUAAUUACAGAAUAUUUGUAAUAGAGCAAAGCCCUAUGCGAGAAUUUAAUCGUGCCAAAUUGUUUAAUGUCGGAUAUGCGGAGGCAACUAAAAUCAAUGAUUUUCAUUGUUUCAUAUUUCAAGAUAUAGAUUUGAUACCACAGAAUCUUAAUAAUAUCUAUGCUUGCACUAAAAUGCCAAGGCAUAUGAGUUCCAGUGUAAAUACGUUCCGGUAUAAUUUACCUUAUACUGGUCUAUUUGGAGGAGCAAUAGCAUUGACUCGUAAGCAAUUUGAAAGAGUUAAUGGCUUUUCUAAUGUUUUUUAUGGGUGGGGUGGGGAAGAUGAUGAUUUUUAUAGCCGUCUACAAUCAAGAGGACUUCAAAUUACACGGUUUGGGCCUGAUGUAGCAAAGUACUAUAUGAUGAUUCAUAAGAAAGAAUCUCCUAGUAAUGCGAGAUUCGCAAAUUUAGAAAAUGCUGCUAGAAGAUAUGAUACCGAUGGUAUUAGCAAUCUUGAAUACAGAGUACUAAAUCAUCAGCUACGACCAUUGUAUUCUUGGAUAUUAGUUGAUGUUUAAUUUUAACUUUAUACUUCAUUUUGUAUAAUCUUUACAGCACUAUUUGCAACUAUUAGAUAUCAACAGUAUAAUAAAAUGUCAUUAGGUCUAGUAUUUUAUAAUUUAUAUUUAUGGUUGUACAUUUACAAACUUAUAUUUACUAAUUGUGAUUAGAGAGUGAUUAGUUGAUAUUAACAGCUAGUAUAUACAAAGUUUGAAUUGUAUAUAUGUGUUUUGCAAAUAUCGUGUUGACUGUGUCAUUUUUUUACACCAUUACAUGCUAUGGCUUUGGAGUCUAUAUAAUAUAAUCAUGUCCAUAUAUUCCUAGCUUUGCAAAGAUCAUGUUUAUCGAAGUUUUAAGUGAAAUAAAUAUUACAUGGUAAAAAUAUAUAUUAUAAAUAUUUACACUGAGAAUACUUGUGCAAGUAGAUAGUAUGUAAUAUAUAUAUUACUAUAUUAUGCAGUAUAUAAACAUUUUAAUAUUUGAAUCUUGCGUUUAAGUGACUAAGCACUUUUUAUAGAAAUAUAAUUUAUAUUUAUAACAUAAAUAUGUAAGUUAAACAAAUACUGAUUACAAUCAAAUUACUCUCUAUUUAUAAUAGCAAAAUAUGUUUAAAGCAAUAAUUAUAUUACUUCUUUGUACUCUUAAGAAAAUAUUAAUUUUACAAGUAGAAUAAGUUUAAACAAACUUUUGUGUAUAGAACCAGAAAGGAUCAAAAAUAUUUCAUGAAUUAUAAAAUGUAAUUUUUACUGAGCAUUUAUAUAUUGUGGUAUUUUAUUUAAUUUUGUUUUUUAAAAACAUUAAACAUUAUCAAUAAGUAACUUCAGUUACGAAAUGUUAAUGUUACUAUUAUUUUUAAUUUAUUUAUUACUGUUAAUAUUAUUUAAAAUUGUGCAAAUGACUGAGAUGUAAUAAUACUGAUUUGCAGCAUUUAAGAAAUUAAUAAGACAUAAAAGAUUCUUAAAUAAUAAAUUUUAUUAGUUGUAUUGAUAUGUUGUAUUUAUUUAUGUAUUAAUAAUGUAUUUAUGCUAAAUCUUUUGGAAAAAUAUUUCUUUUUACAAAAUUGUAUUAUAAAAUUAUAAAUAUUAAAAUAUAAAAUAUGUAAUAUUUG
Vespula vulgaris is the source of this 2328-nucleotide messenger RNA. RefSeq names its product beta-1,4-N-acetylgalactosaminyltransferase bre-4-like. Gene Ontology annotation, molecular function: N-acetyl-beta-glucosaminyl-derivative 4-beta-N-acetylgalactosaminyltransferase activity. Lineage: Eukaryota; Metazoa; Arthropoda; Insecta; Hymenoptera; Vespidae. The transcript is spliced from 2 exons. The coding region runs from base 245 to 1237 and encodes 330 amino acids. Gene Ontology annotation, biological process: glycosphingolipid biosynthetic process; carbohydrate metabolic process. The record is from RefSeq and is a predicted model, not a curated record.